Messenger RNA from Schistosoma haematobium, 4419 nucleotides. RefSeq names its product Tetraspanin-33 (gene TSPAN33). Gene Ontology annotation, cellular component: membrane. NCBI's taxonomy places the organism in Eukaryota, Metazoa, Platyhelminthes, Trematoda, Strigeidida, Schistosomatidae. The record is from RefSeq and is a predicted model, not a curated record. The transcript is spliced from 10 exons. Bases 167 to 1027 code for a protein of 286 amino acids.
GGAAACUAGAGAGGAAUCUUUAAUGUCUCAAGGCUGUGUGUUGUUUACCUGACUCUUGGUAGCAUUGUUUCAACGCAUAAUUUACAGCCGUCUUAAAAAAUCUUGUCUUGUUGAAAGAUUCUGGUUCCUAAAUAUUAGCGUUUUUGAUACAUUUUCUUGGCAUUAAAUGGGCCAUAGGUAUCAUCGACGUUUUGGUGGUAGAAUAUCUUACAUCAACCAAUGGGUUAAGUAUUCUUUAUGCUUGGCGAACUUCAUCUUCUUAGCUGUUGGAACAUUGUUUCUUGUGUUCGGUGUGAUCGCAUUUAGUGAGUCGGGAGGUAUACCAUGGAAAUCUAAAGCUAUUGCAUUGCACUGGCUUUUCAACCUAACCGUAAUUUGUAUGGUCGUUGGGGUCAUAACCUUAUUUGUUUCACUGGCUGGUUUUGUCGGAUCUUUACGUGAAAACACUUGUCUGCUGAGAUUUUAUUACUUCAUUUUAACGUUGCUUUUUCUGACAGAGGUUGUUUGCUGCGUAUUGUUCUUUGUGUACCGUGAAUCAACUGUCCACAGGCUUGAAGAGUUAAUCAAAACUACUUUUGUUAUUCAAUAUAGAGAAAUUGGAUUUGAGGAUACAACAAACUUUAUGGACUUUAUUCAAAAAGAGCUUAAUUGUUGCGGACCUAAGUCAUACCUUGAUUGGACAGCUAAUCGAUACUUUUCAUGUGAUAAGUCUAAUAUAAGCCCUGAAGCUUGUGGAGUUCCAUAUUCUUGUUGCCGUCAAAUGAAUGAUAUCAGUGUUAAUAUUAUUAAUACAUCGUGUGGAUUUGGUGUACAAAAAUUAACAACUGCUGAAGCCAAUCGUAUGGUAUGGACAACUGGAUGUGUUGAUGCUCUUAUCAGUGCAAUAGAAAACAACAUAGUCUAUUUCGCUUAUGGGUUUGUUAGCGUAGCUGUGUUUCAGCUCAUAGCUAUCCUACUUGCAAAGACACUGCAUACACAAAUCAAUGAUCAACUGCGUUUACUGCAUCAAGAAAAUAAUUACUUUUGAGAAUUUUUCUUCCGUCCGUCUAAAGAUAAUGCGCAUUAUUAUUAUUAUCACUAUUUGUAAGUAAAAGAAUUUAUUUUUGGAUUAUUUUUGGUGACUACUGCUAAUUCUUCAUCAAUCACUGUAACAACAAUUUACUCAUCUUAUGUGGAAUGAAUAAAGACAAUAAUACGAAAAAUCCUUUCCUCAUCAAAUCGAUAUAUAUAUUCAUUCCUGACUGAUCCCACUGUGAUUUGAACUUGCUCAGUUCUUCGCUUGUUUUAUUUUUGCUGUUACAUCCUAAUGAAUUACAAUUUGUUAACUGAAAAAUGAUGUAAAAUAUAAAUCGUAUUCUUUUGAAAUUUUAUGUUUUCUUAAUCUAAAACAUUGUCAAUGAUGAUUGUUUGUAUUAUAUUAUCUUUCAUUUUUAUAACGAGUUUAUUUUAUUUCAUUAUAUUAGUAUUAUUCGAUGUAAUUUCCAUUCAUAAUUUUAAAGGAAUUAGAUCAACGACAUCAACAUAUCAUACAAGAUACUUAAAAUAUACAAAAUCUCUAAUUUAAGACUACUCUUUAUCAGCAGCAUAUCUUUUCAUUGUAUUCAGCUUACAAAAGAGUUCAUUUGUUUUAGUCACUAAUCAAUUAAUCAGAAUGUUAACGUGAUUAUUCAAUUCAGUCUUAAAUAUAUAAAUACUUGCAAUAAGAUGAAUACUUGUUUAACAAAUGGUAUUCCUCAUAAUCUAUCAGCUUGGUAGAUGAAAAUCUAAUGUUCAUGAGGAUGGUUACUAGCUUCAUGUUUCAAUGAGAACAAUAUAGAUACAGACAAAUCCAGCCAAUAUCUUGACGAUUACACAUGAAUAUUGUUGUUUUAACUACUUUAGGACAUUUCUUCUGAAAACUAAAAUUUUAAUUUGAUAUGUCAGUUAGAAUAACCAUGUAAAUUAGUCCUUUUCUGUUAAAGAAUUUUCUCAUGAGCUAUCCAUAUAAAAUUAUUUUAGGUAGUUGUCAAUAUUCUACUUUGUUAUGCAAAGUAUGAGUAAACACCUUAAUUAAUUCAAUUGUCGGAAGCAUUGACCCCAAUAGUAGGUAAUACAACCUGAUGAACAAUCUGUCCAUGACCUUGGUAACUGUCAUUCAGGAAUGCAACAAACAAUUUUGUUUUUUGAUGCAGUAUAAAUGAUCUAAAAAAUAAUUAAAGUUUGUAAACUGUAACAUUUUAUAGUGUUUGAAAUAACUAGUUUUCGCAUGUAAAUCUCAACAGUAUUUUGUAAAAUAUUCACAUAAUGAAAACAAGAACCGUAUUUAAAGAAUUGUAUUCACACUGUCCAACACCUAGGCAGUCAUACAAGCAAUAAAAUCUGAGUUUGUGGAUAAAAUUUAACACUUAUCAUUGUGACAUGCUCAAAGAUACUCUUGAACAUUUCGCGUUCUUUCGGUAAAGUGGUUGUCAAUAAAACAAUUACUCAAUUAAUUUCUGUCUGUACCUUCGUUAAUUUGUCAUUUUUUUAUUACUGAGUCUUUUUCCUGUCUUAUACGAAGCCAAACAUAAAUAUUUAGUCUUAGAAUUAGUUAUCAAGUUUUCCAAAGUAUUGCCUGAAUAUGUCUCCUUGAUGUAGUCACUAGAUUGUCAAUCCACACUUCCUCUUCUUACUGUGUAAUAUUGCGCAAUAUUUUCAGCCUUCAAAAGAAAAGUUCAUAAUUUAGCAUGAAUUGUGUUCACAGGGUACUGCGCUACUGUUUUGAAAGUGUCUUGUUCCUAUUACUUACGCAAUCUAUAUUGUAAUAUAAAAAAACUUGAUUUUUCAAGGUAAUUGAAUACUGUUAUCAACCACUAUUUGGCUAGUUAUUUGUAAUCAAAAAAUGCCUCUUUUCCAACGAAAAUUCAAUGUACCAAAGUUUCCUGCUCGAAAAGCGUCUAGUAUGACAAAUUUAUCACAUCUAGAUUCAACUACGCGAAGUCAAGAGUUCAGCAUGGAUUUUGGACCAAUUAGAACACGUUUAAGUGGACGGGAUCUUGUAUUCCGUAAUGGACAGUGGAUCAUUGAAGGAGAAAAUGGAGUGUUAAAUGAUGAAUCUGGAAAUGCAACUCAAUUAGGUCGUGAAACAUUUCGUAUUAAAAAAGAAAAUCAUCAAUUAAUUGAAGAAAAUAAUUUGUUAAAGUUGAAAAUUGACAUACUCUUAGAUAUGCUCGCUGAAACUACAGCUGAAGUACACUUACAAGAGAAUGAAAUUGAAAAUCUACGUAAUACAUUGCACAAAAAACCAAAUACAACAAUUCAAGUUGCUUAAUUAUAAACUUUGAUGUUUUUAUUCUUAUUAAAAAUCUUCACAUUAGAAUAAUUAAAUUCGUAUGAAAUCGUUCUUUAUGAUAAUAUUCCAUUAUUAAAUAUAAUUUUGACAUGAACUAAACACUUUUAAAAAUGGAACGCUUUAUCACAAAAACUAAAAACAUAUCAUUCUUAGUUUGCAUUUCUUUUGUUUUUCUCCCCUGUUCUCUAAUUGGUAAUUUAUCUGUGUGAUUUGUGUAAACGUCAGAAAUAAAUUUCAUUUGUAUUAAAACAUAUUCUAUUGAUUUUAAAUUGAAUUUGUUCCACAUUGAUUCCUUAAUUUUCUUGUUACCUUGUAGACUAUAUAUAUAGCUAAAGACGGCAAGAGUAAAAUAUGUAACCAUUCGUUUAAGUUAGUGACUGUUGAAGCGAGCCAUGUUAGUAGAUGCAGGCUAACUGGUUAGGGUUCCUUUCUAUUACUGUAACCAAUAGUCGGAACCUAUGUGACAUGUCUCCGGAUUGUUCAUAAUGGCUGAGAUGCAUUCACCUUUUGCAUUUUCUAAGAUCUUGAAUUCUUAAUCAUCCCAUACAUUUUGCUCUGCGAAUUCAUUCAUUCUUCUGGAAUCAUAUCGUCUGUUCCAAAUGUUUUCUACUAAUACAUACAAUGUUACUACUUUUAGUACUCUAGAAUUUUUCUUGAUAAUUUCUCUUCUAUGUGCUGAUAUGUUGUGACAACUUGAGUCCUUCCACAAAUAUGCUAGGUUCUACAUUGCACAUAACUGACUGAUGUAAGCCCUGUAUAGAUUUGCACUGAUAUUCUAGUUAUAGUUAAUGUCUAACAAAGUGAUCAUUUUCUAUCAUUCUCAAAUGUUUUUUCUUAAAUGUUAUUUAUUACUGUUUUAGCGACCUCGUGCAUUUCAUUACACCAGAUACUAUGACAGAACACGAGGAUAAGAAAAGCCGAGAAAUUCCACCAAAUUAUCUUGGUAAGGAAAAUCUUGCUAUAUUAGUAGAAAAAUAGUUUUUGGUGCGUUUAUAGGUAUAUCAGGUCUGUCUUUAAUGGCAGGAUUCACAUAUAGAAUAUCAUCUUUCAAGAAGGUCAAUCCAUUACCAUUCAUGCAACAGAAUAUGCAUUGUAAUCGAUAUGGCUGG